GGGUCGUUCAUGUUCUAAAAUAUGUCUCACACAGGUGUAUCCUAAAGGUGACAAAAACAGUGCAGUAAAAGCUUACGUUAUUCUUGACGACCAGAGCAAUCGUUCCUUAGCUAGGCCGGAGUUCUUCGAACUUUUUAACAUUAGAACCGAACCUGUCUCUUACCACCUGAGAACUUGCUCUGGGCUAGUUGAAACAUGGGGCAAAACGGCUGAAGGCUUUCAGAUAGAGUCUUUAGAUGGGUCAGUAGUAAUCCCACUGCCACCUCUCAUUGAAUGUCAGGACAUUCCUAAUAACAGAAGUGAAAUCCCAACUCCAAACGCUGCACUGCACCAGCCACAUCUCAAGUCCAUUGCAAAGUACAUUCCAGAGUUGGACCCUAAAGCAGAGAUAUUCCUGCUGCUAGGACGAGAUGUUUUGCGUGCACACAAAGUCAGGGAACAAGUCAAUGGCCCUCAUCAUGCACCCUUUGCCAACGCCUAGAUUUAGGGUGGGUAGUAAUCGGGGAGGUGUGUGUAGGUAAUGUCCACAAGGAAACAGUCAGCUCAUACAAAACAGUGAUACUUGAAAAUGGCCGUCCAACAGUCUUUGGGAAAUGUGAUAGCUUCCUGCAACUAAAAGAAAUGUCACACACAGCUAGGCCCAGCAAGGCACCUGAACUAGCGCUGGGACAAACAGCUUUCAGUCGCACUGAAAAUGACAACAAGCUAGCUCCCUCCAUAGAGGACACUCUCUUUUUAGAGAUAAUGGACAAAGCCAUGUACAGAGACGACAACAGUAGCUGGGUCGCCCCUCUACCCUUUAAAGAGCCUCGCCAACCAAUGCCAAACAACAGAGAGUUAGCACUCAGUCGAUUUUCCUCUCUCAAAAGGAGCAUGCAGAGGAAACCCCACAUGCAGCAACAAUAUGUGGAGUUCAUGGGAGCCAUCUUCUCAAAUGGUCACGCGGAAGUAGCACCUGAUUUAAAGCAAGGAGAAGAGUGCUGGUUUCUUCCGACAUUCGGGGUUUACCACCCUCAAAAGCCCAACAAGAUCAGGGUAGUUUUCGAGUCCAGCGCCCAACACUCUGGCGUCUCACUCAACAACGUACUCCUCACAGGCCCAGAUCUUAAUAACAGCCUCAUUGGGGUACUCCUUCGCUUCCGCAAAGAACCUGUCGCUAUCAUGGCCGACAUACAGCAAAUGUUUCACUGUUUCAUGGUGCGCGAAGACCAUCGUAACUACCUCCGUUUUCUGUGGCACAAGGACAAUGAUGUUAACAAGGAAGUCAUAGACUAUCGCAUGAAAGUCCACGUGUUUGGCAACUCACCGUCUCCUGCCAUUGCUGUUUAUGGACUGCGCAAGGCCAUUCAAGCAGGAGCAAAAGAGCAUGGGACUGACACAGUCAAGUUCGUGGAGAGGCACUUUUAUGUAGAUGAUGGCCUCAUCUCUUUGCCCUCUCCAGCCGAAGCAAUCGACUUGCUCCAAAGGACUCAAGCCUCACUUGCUGAGUCCAACCUCUGCCUGCACAAGUUUGCUUCCAACUCUCAGGCGGUCAUGCAGGCCUUCUGCCCUGAAGAUUGUGCAGCAGUAGUAAAGGACUUAGAUCUUGGUGGCGAAGAAACCCAGUCACAGAGAAGUCUGGGUCUCAUUUGGGGAAACUAUGACAGACACUUUCACUUUUUCAGUGGCCACCACAGACAAGCCAUUCACACGGCGCGGUGUCCUGUCAUCUGUUAAUAGUGUCUUUGAUCCAAUGGGCCUAUUAGCACCAGUCACAAUCCAAGGAAGGGCUUUGCUCAGAGAACUCACUUCUGAAAAUUCAGAUUGGGACACUCCACUUCCGGAAGACAAGCAAAGCAAAUGGGAAGCUUGGAGAGGUUCCCUCAAAGACUUGAAAGAGCUUCAUGUCCCGAGAAUGUACACAACAACCUCUCUGAGUCAAGCAAAAUACAAAGAACUGUAUCUGUUUUCGGACGCUUCAACCAAAGCCAUAGGCGCUGUAGCCUACUUAAGAGCAGUCUUUCCAGACAACAAAGUCGAGACCGGAUUUGUCAUGGGCAAAGCAAGACUAGCCCCUCAGUCAGAACCCACUAUACCAAGACUUGAACUAUGCGCCGCCGUCUUGGCAGCAGAGAUGGCUGAUCUAAUUCAGGAUGAGUUAGACAUUCAGUUUGAUGCAGUUCACUUUUACACAGACAGUAAGGUAGUCUUGGGCUACAUCUGCAGUGAGUCAAAGAGAUUCUACACAUAUGUUCACAACAGAGUGCAGCGCAUUCGUCAGUCUUCAAAACCGGAACAGUGGCACUAUGUGCGCACCGAGGAAAACCCAGCGGAUCAUGCAUCUCGCUCGCUCACAGCAACUCAACUAACAAAGACAACUUGGUUCACUGGACCUUCCUUCAUUCGUCGUCCACCUGCAGAAACAAAGCAAGAAAGCAAAACGUUUGAGUUAGUUGAACCAGACAAAGACUGUGAAAUCAGACCACAAGUUAAAACUUGCGCCACUCACCUCCAAGUACUCACCUGCAAACGCUUUGAACACUUCUCCACCUUCAAGUCCUUAGUCAGAGCAGUAGCGUUCCUCAUUCACAUCGCAAAGUCUUUCAACGGCACAAAUCCAAACAGUGAAUGCAAAGGGUGGCACAAAUGCAACUUACCUCGAACACAAGAUGAAAUGACCAAAGCAAAGCACAUCAUUCUUCAAAAGGCUCAACAGGCCGCCUUCGAAAAAGAACUGUCUGCCCACAAAGCUGGCAAACCAAUUUCAAAACAGAGCCCCUUGCUGAGACUCAGCCCAGUCCUUCACAACGACCUCAUUUCAAUUGGAGGCCGUCUCAAACACUCAGAGCUCGAGAACUUUGAAAAGAGCUCAAUUGUUCUCCCUAAAGACAGUCACAUCUCACUCCUGCUCACUCGUCACUACCACGAGCGGGUCCACCACCAAGGCCGUCAUCUGACGGACGGGGCAAUAAGGGCAGCAGGACUGUGGAUAAUAGGUGGCAAAAGACUUGUAAACUCAGUAAUCCACAAAUGCAUCACCUGUCGCAAACUACAUGGAAAACAGGAACAACGCAUGGCAGAUCUUCCACCAGAACGACUGAAAACAUGUCCUCCCUUUAGUUACGUCGGCCUUGACGUUUUCGGGCCAUGGACUGUCACUAGUAGACGUACUAGAGGUGGACAUGCACAAAGUAAGCGCUGGGCCAUCAUGUUUAGCUGUAUGAGUUCGAGAGCCGUUCAUAUUGAGGUGAUCGAUUCUUUGGACACGUCCAGCUGCGUCAAUGCCCUGAGACGCUUCUUCUCACUAAGAGGACCCGCCAAAAAACUAUUAUCGGAUCGUGGCACUAACUUCAUCGGAGCUUCUAAGGAGUUAGGCAUGGACAAGACACUUGAAAACUAUCUAAAGGACCAAGGCUGCAGCUGGGAAUUCAACCCACCACACGCCUCUCACAUGGGAGGCUCCUGGGAGCGAAUGAUCGGUGUUGCUUGGAGAAUACUGGACUCUAUGCUGCUCCAAAGUAAGGUACAACUCACUCACGACGUGUUGUGCACGCUCAUGGCCGAAGUCACCGCAAUCAUAAAUGCACGGCCGCUCCUUCCAGUUUCUUCCGACCCCGACAAUCCUUUCAUUCUAUCUCCAUCAAUGUUGCUCACCCAGAAAUCUUGCCUUCUUCCACCUCCUGGAAAUUUCAUGGACAAAGACCUUUACACCAAGCAAUGGAGACAAGUUCAGGCUCUUGCUAACCAGUUUUGGACACGCUGGAGGCGAGAGUACCUGCCGUCACUACAAAAAAGACAAAAAUGGACUGUUUCUCGAAGGAAUCUUCAAGUUGGUGACCUAGUUUUGCUGAAAAACAAGCAGGCCCCACGCAACAGCUGGCCCAUGGCUAGAGUCACUACCACAUUUCCUGGAAAGGACAGUCACGUGAAGAAGAUUGAGAUCAAAGUAAGCGAUCAAGGCAGUGUAAAGACUUUUAUGCGACCAGUCACCGAAGUCAUUCUUCUUCUGCCAAUGGACACUUCUUGCAAAGUUUAGUUAGCUAUAGUGGCCUACGAGGCCAGGCGGGGAGUGUGUUGCCCUUAAGGCAAUUGUUUUUCUUUAAUAAAUAAUUUCAUGUGUUUAAAAUAUGGUACAAGGCUAAAAACGGUUGUAAUUUCAUUAAGAAGUGUUUUACAUAAAUAUUUCAUGUUUAUUUGUGCUUUUGGUUAAAAAAUAUAGCGAAAUACUACUACUUCCGGUUUUGCCGCGCGACUUCCGGUUUCGGUGUUCUCAUGGUAAACAAGACGCAUGCUAUGGCUGGCUUGACUGUCAUAUGUCCAAUCUGUCUCCAUCCACCUUGAAGUAUUAACAAGGCAAUGCCUUUUCACCAUCCGAAGAGGGAAAUUAAAGCCUCAAUAACACGUCCCCUGUGGUCCCGGUCCUUCUUUGGUGGUUUAACU
This is a messenger RNA of Neoarius graeffei (lesser salmon catfish), 4419 nucleotides long. RefSeq lists its product as uncharacterized. Gene Ontology annotation, molecular function: nucleic acid binding. The transcript is spliced from 2 exons. Gene Ontology annotation, biological process: DNA integration. The record is from RefSeq and is a predicted model, not a curated record. The coding region runs from base 1640 to 4015 and encodes 791 amino acids. NCBI's taxonomy places the organism in Eukaryota, Metazoa, Chordata, Actinopteri, Siluriformes, Ariidae.